Messenger RNA from Lingula anatina, 4766 nucleotides. RefSeq lists its product as uncharacterized. The record is from RefSeq and is a predicted model, not a curated record. NCBI's taxonomy places the organism in Eukaryota, Metazoa, Brachiopoda, Lingulata, Lingulida, Lingulidae.
UAUUGGGGGUUAUUAACGCGGAAGUAAAAUAAAUAUACCUGUGAGGAGAUCGAAGCUGGAUAUGGGACACGCCAAUGUAUCUCAAGGUGCAAAAAUCAAGUUUUAAAAAUUUCCCCUACAACACUGAUAUCGUCCACGUUCGCUGUUGCCAUCGGCCCCUACCAUGGCGUCUCGUGUCUGUUGGUUGAUCUAUCUGACAAUUGUAAUGUCUACAGGAUCCAAAGUCAAAGCUUCUUUUAGCAAUGAAGGAACUGAAUUUUAUGUAGGAUUUAUGGACAAUGAUUAUGGUGAUGGUCGUGAUAUGUACCUGUACAUGACGACUGGGUCUAACACACCGGCAGAAGUCACCGUCACAGCUCCGAAACAAGAUACCAAUUUUCGUAAAACAGCACAGAUAGCAAGGGGGCAGAGUGUGAGAGUCUCCAUACCAGCGAACUUCAAAGCCACAGGCAGUCGGGUGGAAAACAAGGGUAUUCACGUCAUGUCUACCCAACCCAUUUCACUGUAUGGUCUGAAUCAGGAGCAGGGGUCUGGAGACGCGUUCACUGCGAUACCCGUGACUGGCCUUGGUUCAAGGUAUUCCGCCAUUACAUGGUCAAACCAAGGACAGAUUCUCGUGGUUUCCACUCAAGACCGUACCGAGGUUACAAUUAAGCUGCCAGGCAGACCCAAUAACGCCGUUACCUUCAACGGUGUAGCACACACUGGUUAUGCCGAGUUUACAGUGACCAUGUCAAGGUACCAGACCCUUCACCUCCAGAGUGAUGAUCUCACCACCACUCAGAUUGUGGCUAACAGCGCUAUUGCUGUGUUCUCUGGAAGCAAAAAGGUACAGAUUGAAGGCACUAUGACGUCUGAUCAUCUGGUUCAACAGUUGACUCCAUAUGAUGCUUGGGGCAAAGAGUUCCUAAUUUCUGCUCCACCUAAUUCACAGAAGUAUAAAAUGAAGAUUAUGUCCCAAGACAGACAUCCAAAUAUAGGUAGGGUAUACAUUUCCGGUGAGGCCGCUAGUGGUACAUUUGUGACCGAAUUUUACACCCCUGUCAGAGACUACACCAGUGCUGUUCUCAGACGCGUUUGGUCAGACUCUCCAAUUCAAGUCGCCUUGUUUACUCAGUCCAUGGAUUCCUCCUCAAAUAUGAUAGAUGCCUCCAUGAUCAUAGUUCCACCCGUCUACCAGUACCGAUCUAGGUAUACCUUCACCACAUUGGGACAAACAGCUGCAGAGAUGUCCAGUCACAUGACAAUCUAUGUUGCGAAUGUUACAACAAAUGCCGGUACACUGAGGAUGGAUGGUCAACCCAUGAAUAUGUCUUUUACUAGAAUAUCGUCAACUAAUUAUUAUGUCGGUACGAUGCCAGUAUCACCGGGAGCUCAUGAAAUCUACAGCACUGAUCCCUUGACAAAUUUUUACGGUCUCAUGAGUGGUUUCCAUGCAAGUUCAAAUGGUAACUACUAUGUUACUUAUCCUGCAGGAAUGAACGUAGCCAAAAACACAUUGGGUUGCAGUCCAUUUGUAGGACAAAAUAUUGUCGCUGGAAAUCAAGUUGAUGAAGACUGUGACGGAAGAGUAGAUGAGGAAAUCAAAAAUAAUAUCGACGAUGAUGGGGAUGGAAAAAUAGAUGAAGAUCUGUCUCUUCCACCGAGAGCAAAUGGUAACUGGGGACCCUGGGGUAGCUGGGAGGCGUGCAGUGUCACGUGUGAGAACGGGACGAAAAGCAGAAGAAGACAAUGCAACAACCCAGAACCAACCAAUGGCGGUCUCACCUGUCCAACUGACAUUCAGGGUGACACAGAUACGGUACCAUGUUCUUUACAACGGUGUCCAGAAUGUGAUCCAGCGGCGGCAGUAAGCUGCAUCACCAAACCAAAUACUGUCUGCAGUGCAAACAGAUUUUGUGAAUGUGGGCCUGGAUACAGAGACACCACCGGCCUCGGACACUGUGUUAAACGUAAAAUAGGCGAUACAUGCAUUUUGAGCACCGACUGCAAUACUGUUGUGGGCUACAGCAGAUGCGUAGAGGGGAGAUGUGUGUGUUCUGUUGGCUACAAACCAGGACCUGACAACACGGCUUGCGUACAGCUUACAGUUGGAGACGCAUGUACGUCAACUGACCAAUGUGACGUGGUGAUGGAUCACGUGACCUGUGGGACCGGAAAUACCUGUCAAUGUAACCUUGGAUACAUAGCGACCAGUGGGCAGUCACAAUGUCGAAAGAGAGUUGUAGGUGACAGUUGUUCAACUGACGGCGAUUGUAGCACUGCGGUUACCGGAACGACUUGUUCCACGUCUACCAGGCGCUGUACAUGUGCCAUAGGGUACCGCCCCAGUACAGAUAGUACUUCCUGCUUGGCACGUCCACUGAAUGACCCAUGUCAAAGUACAGGAGAGUGUUCAGCAAUUUUGCCAGCAAGUAGCUCUGAGUGCAAAUUGGACACAGACGGGAUAAAGCGAUGCUUCUGUAGCGAUAGUCACAGGGAGUUCAACUCCACACAGUGCAGACGUGCUAAAAUCAACGACAUCUGCGAAACGCCGCGAAGUGCGACGAUGUGUACCGACCCCAUUCCUUUCAGUGAAUGUUCGGCUUCCAGUUGUGUGUGCAAGGCAGGUUAUAUGGCAUCCGCAGACCUAGCGAGCUGUACUAAGCGUGCCGUCGGCUCACCGUGUUCAACCAAUAAUGACUGUCAAGCAGCUGUGGUGGACAGUCUGUGCAGUGACGGAACAUGCAGCUGCAAGCAAGGAUACAAAUAUAUCUCUGCUGAGAGUGCAUGCAGAAAACGUAAAAUACGCGAUGCUUGCAGUGUGAGCGCCGACUGCAAUACUGUUGUGAGCAGCAGCAAAUGUGAACACGGGAGAUGUGCGUGCUCGGUUGGCUACAAACUAGAAGCAGACAGGACCUCUUGCUUGGCGCGUAAGAUAGGCGAUACUUGCAUUUUGACCACCGACUGCAUUGCAGUGGUGAACAACAGCAGAUGUGUUCAGGGGAGAUGCGUGUGUUCCAUUGGCUACAAACCAGAUGCAGUCAACACUUCUUGCUUGGCAUUCGUCCGUGGUGCCUCUUGCAACGUGACCGAGGAUUGCUCGACUUGUGAAGUGGGAAAUGCUGAUUCCGCCAAUGACACAGUAUGCAGAACUACCACAAACAAACGGUGCUCAGACCAGGGCCACUGUAGGGCUGGCUCGACGCUAAGCUUUGAAUGCCAUCCGUAUCUAAAAGUUUGUGAUUGUCCACUUGGUUUCCAUUCUGUACAAGAAGAAUACUGUGUUAAACGGAAAAUAGGGAGCAAAACAUGUUACAGGGAGGCUGACUGCAGAGAGGCAGUACAACAUAGCACGUGUACGGAGAAUGGUUGUGAAUGUAUCGAGGGUUACCAGCCUUCAGCGGACAUGACAGAGUGUACUGAAGAACAUCAGGUACCUGUCAUCCCAGUCGUCACUGCUUCGGUGGCAGUAGUGGUGUGUGGCAUAGUAGUAGCUGGGGCUGUUGCCUACGUCAGAAACCGUAGAAAGCGCACUCCUGCUGCACAGGAUAAUCACUUCACGGUAUCGGAACCCACACCAGAGACAGCCGCCUUAGAAAGGCAUGCACCUUACACGUCUUUGUCUGUGGAGGCGGUGGCAUUCCAAUCGGGUGCCGAAUCUAAUGAAACCGAUGGUUUUGCGCCUUACGUGGAAAUGACGUCACCACAAUACGUAAAUGCACACAUCAAUUUUAUUAACACAAGUGAUGCUUUACGGUAGUUAGGUUGACUUUUCAAUUUUAAGUGUAGGCCUAUAGAAAAAUGUAAUGUAGACGACAUGGGCCUUCCGACAAACGCUCAGAAUUUUCUUGAUCUACAUGUACGUACUUUCGUAGAGUUGAUUGACUGAAGAAAACUAUCAGCCAAAAUUAUUCCAUAACUUUGGUGCAUAUAUAUCAUAAAAGCCCGUUCACUAUAAAACUAUAAACUAAAAAGAGAGAGGGAGAGAGUACAUCGUGAAAGGAUGUCACUUCUGUGUUAUUACUUACUGCCGUGCUUGCAUGAUAUUAUAGUUUUAACAUAUAUGCUGGGCAAAUGGCAGCGGAAACAGUCCUCGAUUUCAUAUUGUCCAAUGUCGGAUUUUGGACUUAAAUUAAGAGCCCACUACGUUGCGUUUCACAAAGAAUCUGACGCCUGUUUUUAUUUAUUUAUUUUAUUAGCCCCUUUAAGCAAAAUGGAAUUGUCUUGAAGAAGCCUUCAACUCUCAGAGGUGAAAGUAGUCUAUACGUACAUGUUAGGUACAUGGGUUGUUGGCCAAUAAUUUUUAGGUUCUUUGACUAAUAUUGCAAUGUAGACAAUAUUUGUUACAUGUGAAUUUUUAAUUACUUUAAUGACUGAAUAAAUUCUUAUCUUAUUUUGUGUACAAAUUGGCUUGCCGAUUUGGGCAGUUUAAACUUAGUCAAAGAACUAAAGGUUUGUGAAGCAGGCCUCUCUGGUUAUAUCAAACACUUUCAGCACUAAUGAAACUCCUGGAGCAUGGAAACAAAACAUGAUAACGUGUUAUAACAAGAUCCUCUGCAACUCCCAACAUUACAAUUUUAUUCCCAUAACGAAAGAAGAAACAUUACUAUAUGGAAGACCUCAGAGAUCAAAAAGCUAGAAAGAAACAAUUAUCAAAAGUGUCAUGACAGUAAGCUACAGGUAUGCUGUGCACUUAUAUAAUAGUCACAAUAAGUAAAACAAUUCAGAAUUUGAGAGCUAUGUACAUUUUUAUAUAUCUAAUGUUGACCAACUUAUCAGCACGG